Penicillium nucicola is the source of this 561-nucleotide messenger RNA. Its product is annotated as oligoribonuclease. The transcript has a single exon. NCBI's taxonomy places the organism in Eukaryota, Fungi, Ascomycota, Eurotiomycetes, Eurotiales, Aspergillaceae. The record is from RefSeq and is a predicted model, not a curated record. Gene Ontology annotation, molecular function: nucleic acid binding; 3'-5'-RNA exonuclease activity. Gene Ontology annotation, cellular component: mitochondrion. Bases 1 to 561 code for a protein of 186 amino acids.
AUGCCAUCCUACAAUGCUGUCACCCCCACUAACCCCCAACCCAAGAUGACAGGCCUCAACGCCGAUACCGACCAAAUAAUCCAAAUCUGCUGCUUCAUCACAGACGCCAACCUCAACCUCCUCAACCCCACCCCCUUCGAAAGCACCAUCCACGUCGCCGACACCAUCCUGGCCGACAUGUCGCAGUGGUGCAUCGACACCCACGAACGCACGGGCCUCACGGCCGCCGUGCGCGCCUCGACCACCUCCGCCGCCACCGCCGCUGAUGGCCUCCUUGCCUACAUCCAAGCCCAUGUCCCCACGCCACGCACUGCUCUGCUGGCCGGCAACAGUGUGCACGCUGAUAAGGCGUUCUUGGACAAGGGGCCUUAUGCGAGGGUUUUGGAGCAUCUGCAUUACCGCAUUUUGGAUGUGAGCUCAUUGAAGGAGGCGGCGCGGAGGUGGGGGAGUCCUGAGCUUCUGGCCGAGGUGCCUCUAAAGAAGGGGUUGCAUCUUGCUAAGGAUGAUAUUUUGGAGAGUAUUGAGGAGAUGAGGUUUUAUCGGGAUCGCUUGUUUGCUUAG